AUGUCUUCACUCAUCAACAAGGCCAAGGAUGCGUUGAAUCCAUCCGCCAGCAGCACCGUCUCGACAACAUCGAGCGGCGAGCCCGCAGGCCCCAAUGCUCAGAAGGAGGACUACGUUGACAAGGGUCUUGCUGCUGCUGAGCAGAAGAUGGGCUACUCGCAGUCCAAGGAGACUAAUGAGAAGAUCACUGAUGCUGGACGUGGUCUCUAUGAGAAGCAGACUGGUAGCAAGGUCAGCGAUAAGAUUAGCAACUAA
Messenger RNA from Lithohypha guttulata, 255 nucleotides. RefSeq lists its product as uncharacterized. Lineage: Eukaryota; Fungi; Ascomycota; Eurotiomycetes; Chaetothyriales; Trichomeriaceae. The record is from RefSeq and is a predicted model, not a curated record. The transcript has 2 exons. Bases 1 to 255 code for a protein of 84 amino acids.